Messenger RNA from Zonotrichia leucophrys gambelii, 2109 nucleotides. It is a transcript of the gene AMIGO2, whose product is annotated as adhesion molecule with Ig like domain 2. The transcript has 2 exons. Gene Ontology annotation, biological process: brain development. The coding region runs from base 433 to 1998 and encodes 521 amino acids. NCBI's taxonomy places the organism in Eukaryota, Metazoa, Chordata, Aves, Passeriformes, Passerellidae. Gene Ontology annotation, molecular function: protein binding. Gene Ontology annotation, cellular component: membrane. The record is from RefSeq and is a predicted model, not a curated record.
GCUCCGGGAGGGCGUCGGGGCGAGCGGCGCGGAGUCGGGCCGGGUGCUGCGCGGCUGGGGAGAGCGGGAGGGCGUAGGCAGGAGGGGAUAAAAACCCGCUGUGUCGCCGUUGUGGCUGGGAGUCUCCCGCCUUCCCCGCUCCGCCGGUGCCGAGCUCCGGGCCUCAGCUCCGUUCCCGGGGGCAGCGGGCGAGCGCUGCCUGCGUCCGCGGGGGAGCGCAGCGGAGCCGCUGCCACGCUCCCGCGUCCCGCAACUUCCCCCGUAGCCCGGCGGAGCGCGGCAUGCGGGGCAGGGGCUGCAGGCGGCGGCGGGGCCGGCAUCGCGCUCCCCGGACAUGAAGCGGCCAUCGGAAGCUCCAGCAACGAGUGCAAAGCUAAGUGCACAAGUCAUCUGUGGCAAGGAGCACUGGGAGACAGCUAAAAGACAGCGACAAUGUCUUUAAACUGGUGGACACUUCCUACUCGACUUGGAGUUGUUAAAGCGAGCUGCAGAGGACUCGCAUGCCUCUUGGUCUUCACCGUGAGUGUUUGUGGCAGUGCCCCAGGGAUGUGUCCAGCAGCCUGCAUCUGUGCCAGUGAUAUCAUCAGCUGCACUAAUAAGAACCUCACUCGAGUGCCAGGAAAUCUUUAUAAAUGUAUGAAAAGGCUGGAUCUGAGUUAUAACAGAAUUGGGAUUUUGGAGCCUGAAUGGGUCCCAGUGCUGUCUGAGAAACUGAACACUUUAAUAGUCAAUCAUAAUAGCAUUAGCAGCAUUAGCACUGGAAGCUUUUCCACAACUCCAAAUCUGAAGUAUCUGGACUUGUCAUCCAACAGCCUGAAAACGCUGGGCAGCCCUGUGUUUCAGGAGCUAAAGGAGUUGGAGGUUCUCCUGCUGUACAACAAUCAAAUAACACAGAUCGAGUCUUUAGCCUUUGGAGGAUUGUACAAAUUACAGAAACUGUACCUAAGCUACAACUUGGUCUCGCAUUUCCCACUGGACUUAUAUGUUGGAAAACAUAAACUGACAGACCUUGUGUUGCUGGACAUUUCCUUUAAUCACAUCCAGACGAUGCCUGUUCAGCGCCUGAGUUCAGUGCCAGCCAAACAACUCAGUGGAAUUUAUCUUCAUGGCAACCCAUUCUAUUGUGACUGUGUCCUGUACUCCAUGCUAGUCUUCUGGUAUCAAAGGCAUUUCAGCUCAGUCAUGGACUUCAAAAACGAGUACAGCUGUUUGUUGCAGUCAGACCCAAGAGAUCAUAAUACACUGCCUUUACUGCACGACAGCGUUAUGAAUUGCUCUGAAAGUACCGUCAACAGCUCUUUCCAAGCCUUUGGGUUUAUUCAUGAUGCCCAGGUUGGUGACAGGCUGAUUGUACACUGUGACAGCAGAAUCAGCGGUAGGGGCACACAGUUUGUAUGGGUUAGUCCAGACAAUAGAUUGCUGGAGCCAGACAGGGACACCGAUAACUUCAAGGUGUUUCCUAAUGGCAGCCUGGAGAUAACAGAUGCCCAGCUAGAGAACUCAGGGCUGUAUUCCUGCAUUGCAAUAAAUAAGAAAAGACUAUUAAAUGAAACCAUAGAGGUCAGAAUAAAUGUUAGCAAUUUCACAGCGAACAGGUCCCACGCUCAUGAAGCAUUUAAUACAGCUUUUACCACCCUUGCUGCCUGUGUGGCCAGUAUUAUUUUAGUGCUGCUGUAUCUCUAUCUGACCCCCUGCCCGUGUCAAUGUAAGGCAAAAAAGAGGAAAAGGAAGCUGAACCAAAGCAGUGCCCACCCGUCCAUACUGAAUUCCGCACUGCCACAGGAGCUGCCAGCCGAUGAGAAGAAGGCCAGCACUGGUAAACGGGUGGUUUUCCUGGAACCCGUGCAUGAACCAAAACAGAGUCAGAAUGGGAAAGUAAAACUGUUCCCCAAAGACAGUGUCAUUACAGAGAGCAUCUUAAAAACUACUCGAACAAAAUCCGACUCUGACUCUGUCAACUCUGUGUUCUCAGAUACACCUUUCAUGCCGCCAGCUUAGUUUGCUGCCUGUGUUUGUAUCGUGCAGUUCCAUUUCUGAAUACCUCCUUUGCCUGUAGCAAACCAUCAGGACAAACAAAUAAAAAGAGAUUAAAUGUUUUAAAGAAAGGUA